Messenger RNA from Diabrotica virgifera virgifera (western corn rootworm), 3985 nucleotides. It is a transcript of the gene sxc, whose product is annotated as UDP-N-acetylglucosamine--peptide N-acetylglucosaminyltransferase 110 kDa subunit. The record is from RefSeq and is a predicted model, not a curated record. Gene Ontology annotation, biological process: protein O-linked glycosylation. The coding region runs from base 396 to 3518 and encodes 1040 amino acids. The transcript is spliced from 9 exons. Gene Ontology annotation, molecular function: protein N-acetylglucosaminyltransferase activity; protein binding. NCBI's taxonomy places the organism in Eukaryota, Metazoa, Arthropoda, Insecta, Coleoptera, Chrysomelidae.
ACGUAUCGAAUUUCUCCCAGUGUAGGUUUACAGAGAAAAUGGUAAAAUAUUAUUAACUGAGUAAUUUUAUGCAGAAAUACAUAAUUAUUUCAACAUUUCUGUAAGUACUGUACAUAUAUUUUUAAUAUAUUUUGUUUUGGUUUCCCUGGUAAUAAAUUAUUGUACCUGUAAUUAAAUUCACAUUGGAUGUAAUGCCAUAUUUUUCUGGCGACAGUGACAGAUAUAUAUAUUUCUAUUUCACUUUAUAAAUCAGUAUCAAUUUGACGCAGAUGUUCUUCUACGGAAACGAAACCAUUUUGCCAUAGAAAAGAAAGUAUCCAUUAUCCAUUUUUGAAUAGUGUAGUGAAAAACAAAUUUUGUGUCAUUUGGUGGUAUAUUUACGUAUAUUUUUUAAGAUGCAGGAAAAACUGAUUGUGAAUGUUAAUCAAACAGUGGGAAGCACCUUUUCAACGAAAAUGAAUGAUUCCAUUCCGAUGUCCUCAGUCGGACUGUUAGAGCUUGCUCAUCGUGAGUACCAAGCUGGAGAUUACGAAAAUGCAGAAAGGCACUGCAUGCAGUUGUGGAGACAAGAUCAGACAAAUACAGGUGUCUUAUUGUUAUUGUCUAGCAUUCAUUUUCAAUGUAGGAGAUUAGAGAAAUCAGCUCAAUUUAGUAGUUUGGCAAUUAAACAAAAUCCCCUUCUAGCAGAAGCCUACAGUAAUCUUGGAAAUGUAUAUAAAGAAAGAGGUCAACUCAGUGAUGCUUUGGAAAAUUACAGGCAUGCUGUCAGACUAAAACCAGAUUUCAUUGAUGGGUACAUUAAUUUGGCUGCUGCCUUAGUAGCAGCCGGUGAUAUGGAACAAGCAGUACAAGCAUACAUUACAGCUUUACAAUACAAACCAGAUCUCUACUGUGUUCGUAGCGAUUUGGGUAAUCUUCUUAAAGCUCUAGGCCGUUUAGAUGAAGCCAAGGCCUGUUAUUUGAAAGCUAUUGAGACCAGACCCGAUUUCGCCGUGGCCUGGAGCAAUCUGGGAUGCGUUUUCAACGCUCAAGGAGAAAUCUGGUUGGCCAUUCAUCACUUUGAGAAGGCAGUUGGUCUAGAUCCUAACUUUCUGGACGCCUACAUCAAUCUUGGGAACGUAUUGAAAGAAGCUAGAAUAUUUGAUCGAGCGGUAGCGGCAUAUCUGCGCGCCCUCAACUUAUCCCCCAACAAUGCCGUGGUCCACGGAAACCUCGCCUGUGUCUACUAUGAACAAGGACUUAUCGAUCUGGCCAUUGAUACUUACAGACGAGCAAUCGAACUUCAGCCUAAUUUCCCGGACGCCUACUGUAAUUUAGCCAAUGCACUCAAAGAAAAAGGCCAGGUUUCCGAAGCCGAAGAAUGUUACAACACGGCAUUACGUUUGUGUCCUUCACAUGCGGACUCUCUCAACAAUUUGGCCAAUAUCAAGAGGGAACAGGGUUACAUCGAAGAAGCUACAAGGUUGUACUUGAAGGCUUUGGAAGUAUUUCCCGAAUUUGCUGCAGCUCACAGCAAUUUAGCAUCUGUACUUCAGCAGCAGGGUAAACUGAAUGAAGCACUAAUGCACUACAAGGAAGCUAUUAGGAUUCAGCCUACCUUUGCAGAUGCAUAUUCCAAUAUGGGAAAUACCUUGAAAGAGAUGCAAGACGUAUCUGGAGCCCUUCAAUGUUACACACGCGCCAUCCAAAUAAACCCCGCAUUUGCUGACGCGCACAGUAAUCUAGCUAGUAUCCACAAAGAUUCAGGCAACAUUCCAGAAGCCAUACAGUCGUACAGAACCGCUUUAAAGCUGAAGCCAGAUUUUCCUGACGCAUAUUGUAACCUCGCUCACUGCUUACAAAUUGUCUGCGAUUGGACAGACUAUGAUUCAAGGAUGAAGAAGUUGGUUAACAUUGUCGCAGAUCAGCUAGAGAAGAACCGUUUACCGUCUGUUCACCCACAUCAUUCGAUGUUGUAUCCUCUUUCUCACGAUUUCCGCAAAGCUAUUGCUGCUAGACACGCUAAUUUGUGUUUAGAGAAAAUAAACGUUUUGCAUAAAUUCCCGUACAAGUUUAGCCCGGACCUUAAAAGUAGAUUAAGAAUCGGUUACGUCAGCAGCGAUUUUGGAAAUCACCCAACGUCACACUUAAUGCAGUCGAUUCCUGGAAUGCACGACAAAUCAAAAGUGGAAAUAUUUUGUUACGCUCUAAGCCAAGACGAUGGAACUACAUUUAGAAGCAAAAUCUCGAGGGAAGCGGAACAUUUUAUCGAUCUUUCUUCUUUAUCUUGCAAUGGAAAAGCCGCUGAUCGAAUUUAUUCAGAUAAUAUCCACGUAUUAGUAAACAUGAAUGGAUAUACAAAGGGAGCACGAAACGAGAUAUUUGCUUUAAGGCCAGCUCCCAUUCAAGUGAUGUGGCUGGGAUAUCCAGGUACCAGCGGUGCCAGUUUCAUGGAUUACCUUAUUACCGAUGAAAUUACGUCACCGAUAGAAGUAGCAGAUCAAUACAGCGAGAAGUUGGCUUACAUGCCAUACACAUACUUUGUCGGUGAUCAUAAACAAAUGUUUCCCCAUUUGAAAGAAAGAUUAAUUGUAAGUGAUAGGACGGGACAGAAUUUGGCUGAUAAUGUAGCCAUCAUCAAUGCAACAGAUUUGUCUCCUCUUGUUGAAAAUACAGACGUCAAAGAAAUCAAAGAGAUCAUAAAAGCGGCAAAACCAGUGGAAAUUAGCUUGAAAGUUGCUGAACUACCAACUACGACUCCGAUCGAAAAUAUGAUUGCGUCUGGACAAAUUCAAACUUCGUUGAAUGGAGUAGUUGUCCAAAACGGACUAGCAACAACGCAAACGAAUAACAAAGCUGCUACCGGUGAAGAAGUUCCACAGAAUAUCGUUAUAACAACCAGACAGCAAUACGGCCUACCAGAUGACGCAGUAGUGUACUGCAAUUUUAAUCAGUUGUACAAAAUCGAUCCAGUGACGCUUCACAUGUGGGUGAACAUUUUGAAAGCAGUACCAAACGCAGUGCUCUGGCUGUUGAGGUUCCCCGCAGUCGGUGAACCGAAUUUAUUGAAUACCGUACAGCAUCUGGGUUUACCUACAGAGAAAAUUAUCUUUAGUAAUGUAGCUGCCAAAGAAGAACACGUAAGGAGAGGUCAACUCGCAGAUGUUUGUCUCGAUACUCCGUUGUGCAAUGGACACACGACCAGCAUGGACGUGCUUUGGACAGGAACUCCAGUGGUUACUUUACCUGGUGAAACGUUGGCGUCGAGAGUGGCAGCCAGUCAGUUGAAUACUUUGGGUUGUCCAGAGUUGAUAGCUAACUCAAGGCAGGAAUAUCAAGAUAUUGCCAUUAGACUUGGAACAGACAAAGAAUACUUAAAAGCUAUGCGACACAAAGUAUGGACAGCACGAUCAACUUCACCACUAUUUAACUGCAAGAUCUAUGCACAAGGAUUGGAGUUGUUGUACGGCAAGAUGUGGGAUCGCUUCGCAGCUGGUUUGAAACCCGAUCACAUCAUUGAUACAACUGCCACUGAAUAGUGUCAUCGUUGAACAUGUGAUAAAAUACGUUAACUUUAAUCUCUUCUUUUUAUAGACAAUAAUUUGCAAUUGAGAAAACAUACAUAGUUUCAGUUCCAAGUUGAUACUAAUGUAGUUUUAGUAUGACAUUGACAGUUGACAUUGUAUAUAAAAGAUUUCAGUGACGACAGACGUAUUAUGCAACAGAUUAUUGAGUUGAUGCGAAUUCUUGUUAUGUUAUUCUCGCAGUGAACAUUAUUUUUAUAUAAUUGAUAUCGGCUACGGCUAUCUGUGUGAUUUAUUAUUGUAUAUAUUUCUUAUAGUAUCAAAAAUGUAUAUGUGCGGUUUAAAUUUAAGUUCAAUAUGAUUUAUAUUAUUUAAGUUAUUAAUAAAUUAUAUGCUGUUCAUUUUAUUACUAUGUAAUACAUUUACUUGACAUGUGUAAUUUAAUGCCAUUAUAAUAAAGAUAUAUUUUAAAAAGAAACAAA